Molecule: messenger RNA, 4099 nt
Organism: Anolis sagrei ordinatus
Lineage: Eukaryota; Metazoa; Chordata; Lepidosauria; Squamata; Anolidae
Gene: RAB40C
Product: RAB40C, member RAS oncogene family
Biological process (GO): protein localization to plasma membrane; intracellular signal transduction
Cellular component (GO): plasma membrane; synaptic vesicle; endosome
Molecular function (GO): GTP binding; GTPase activity
Source: RefSeq, a predicted model, not a curated record
AGCCUAUGGGAGGACGCCGUAGCCGCUGCGUUGGCUCGUUCCUGCAGGAGCCGAGCGCGGCCGACUCAGAGAAGAAGGAGGAGGAAGCAGGAAGGAAACAGGCAGGCGGGCAGGAACCCAGCAUAUUUUGAUGCAAGAUUACUCACAAAGAAUGGAGAACCUGCUGUGAGAAGGAUCGUUCUGCUUUGCUUUUUGCCUGCCUUUGGAAAGACGUAGCUGUGCUAAUUCUCCCAAGACCGUCUCUGAAAGUUUGACAUUUUGGGCACCUUUCCAUCUGUCUGUGUGGUUAAUAUGCAGAUUGCACUUCUUCACUAAUGAGAGGGAGAAUGGGAACCCAGGGUAGCCCUGUGAAGAGCUAUGAUUAUCUGCUCAAGUUUUUGUUGGUGGGAGACAGUGAUGUGGGCAAAGGAGAAAUCCUGGAGAGCCUUCAAGAUGGAGCAUCAGAAUCGCCAUAUGCCUAUAGCAACGGAAUUGACUAUAAGACCACAACUAUCCUGUUAGAUGGCAGAAGGGUCAAACUGGAGCUGUGGGAUACAUCAGGCCAAGGGAGGUUUUGUACCAUUUUUCGAUCGUAUUCUAGAGGUGCUCAGGGAAUCCUCCUGGUAUAUGACAUCACCAACCGCUGGUCCUUUGACGGAAUUGACCGAUGGAUCAAAGAAAUAGAUGAGCAUGCUCCUGGUGUGCCCCGUAUCUUGGUUGGAAACCGGCUUCACCUGGCCUUUAAGAGACAGGUGCCGACAGAGCAGGCCCGAUCCUACGCGGAGAAAAAUUGCAUGACGUUCUUCGAGGUCAGUCCCCUGUGCAACUUCAAUGUGAUCGAGUCCUUCACUGAGCUGUCUCGCAUCGUGCUUAUGAGGCAUGGCAUGGAAAAGAUCUGGAGGCCCAACAGAGUGUUCAGUCUGCAAGACCUCUGCUGCCGGGCCAUUGUCUCCUGCACCCCUGUCCACCUUAUAGACAAGCUGCCCCUCCCGGUCACCAUCAAAAGCCACUUGAAGUCCUUCUCCAUGGCCAAUGGCAUGAAUGCGGUGAUGAUGCACGGCCGGUCAUACUCCUUAGCCAGCGGAGGCAGCGGGAGCAGUAGCAAAGGCAACAGCCUGAAGCGCUCCAAGUCCAUCCGUCCACCCCAGAGCCCCCCGCAGAACUGCUCGCGGAACAACUGCAAGAUCUCUUAGUGGGCUGGUGCCAGGGCACGUCUCCUCCAGCCGCACAACCCCUGCACCUGGUCACCAAUGUACAGAUGUUGACAUGCACGUCACCUGCUCCUCUGUCGCUCUGCCUCCCCAGUUGUCCAAGGGUGUGUGGACCACCUGACAGGAUCCCACAGGGGCAGAGCAUGUUGCAUCCCAAGCCACCUUGACCAGUGUGCGGUAGGCCUUUCCCUGCUCCGAAGAGGUGACUGCAUAGCUGCCUCGAGGGGAUGACUGUUUCUCAACCUCAUUCUGAGGAUGGAGGUCGUGGGAGAAGGGACUUCUGUGCUGUAACUUUACCGUUUGGGCGCUGGAAUGAAUUGCCAGUGCUACAGACAACACUCGGCUCUUUUCAAACAGGCGGGCGAAAGAAACAGGCCGGGAUUGGGCAAAUUCAGCUCAGGUGGAGUCCUGCCUUGAUCCAAGAAAGACUAUGGCUGGCUGGGGGUCCUUUGGAAGCAGGCCACUUGGAAUUCUCCACUUAUUUAUCAAGGAAUUAUCUCACUACUUUGAAAAGUACUCCUACAAUGUCCCCUUUCCUGAUUUUUUUUUUUAAGGAAGGCUUUUGGGGGAGAAAUCUUGUAAAUAUAAUCAUAAAAUCUUGAAUGCAAAAGCUAAUUGAAGUAGGGAGGGAGUUGGCACUGGUCAAAGGGUGAAAUGAUCAAACAAUCUUGAGAAUUGUAUAAGCGAAACAGGGUUGCUCUUGUGGCUUUUUGAGAUUUGUAUAUGUGAAAAGAAGGAAGAUUUUCUUUUCUUGCCGAACAAAAGUUUGCCAGACAUUCCUUAUAAUAAGUGCAUGGCUUAAAUGGACAGCGAGAGCAAGAUUUUGAAGGACAUUGUGGGUGGGCAGUGGUUGGGAGUGGGGGUUUUGUGGACACAUCUGGGAUUGGUUAAUUACUGCUCUGGAGCCAGGGACCCCGAGUCAAAAAGUUGGCCUGCCCCGUAUCUCAAACGAGAUCAUGGCAAGGAAGAGGGCGAUUACAUUGAGAUAUGCUGCUCUUUUAUGGCCUUGAGGCCCACAGAGAUUCCUGAGCUCAGCCUCUCCCGCAGCAUGCAAUGCUCUUCUGGUCAGACAUAUUUGCAUGUCUUGGCACUAUUGAGCGGCCUUGAGCAGCUUGCUUUGUGGCUCUGAUCUUACCCUACUACCCAAUGGAUCUUUCCAUAGAGGGGCAAAGCAGCAUAGGAAUCCCAGUCAUCUUAGAAAUUCAUUUCUGGUUACCCUUUGCUUUUCAAGGAUCCGUUUUGUCACCCAACAUGGGCACAGUAUGAAAAGGCCUCCUAAUGUCAGUUGCAGGGAUGAGUCUCUUGCGAUGAGAAACACUAGGCCACCAAACCUAUACAUUAGAUGGCCUCAGUACAGUUAUAAAUCUAUAUCAGGCAUGGGCCAACUUCAGCCCUCCCUCCGGGUGUUUUGGUCUGUAACUCCCACAAUUCCUAACAGCCUCAGGCCCUUUCCUUUUCUCCCUCAGCUGCUUAAGCGGAAAGGGAAACGGAAAAGGAAGGGGCCUGAGGAAUGGUGGGAGUUGAAGUCCAAAACACCUGGAGGGAGGGCCCAAGUUUGUCCAUGGUCUAUAUGGUGUUGAGCUGAGCAUCUUCCUUUGGAGUCCAUCCAUGUUAGGAUCCCAUAUCCCUGAUCCUAGUUGCAGCUUCUUGGGGGAAAGGGCCCCUCUGUGCACUCUUGCUCUCUGUUCACCUUGAUUGUAAAGGCUUUUGGAGUUGCCUGAGCUGCUGUUAAUGUUUUUUAUCACAUAGGAUUUUCAGGCUUGGUUGGAAUUCUAUGUUGCAUGUCUGUCUGCAAACCUGGUUGGGAAAUUCCUCUCAGUCUGUGUCAAUUUAGAGAGAGGAAUUUGACGGAAAAUGACGUGAAAGUGGAUAGAGGACCAAAGUGUCUUGAGUGAUACAGCUUGUGUGAGUGGCAUUGGGGUGAGCACUUUGAGUCAGCUGCCAGCAUCUCCUGGGUUUUUCCUCCACUUACUCUUGGACCUGAUGAAUGUGUCUUGUCACAACAAUCGCCUGGCUCAGGUGAGGGGCCAGCGCAUUGUGGAUUGUGAGUUGGAAUGGGUGGCAUGAUGCUGCCGGGCUCUCCCUGUGCAGCUGACUGCCCAUUUUGUUCUGGAGUGCCCGAGAGAGGCCUGGCUGUGUCUUCUUGAUCGCUCUGAGGUGGCUUGGUAUGACGGGUGGGCCGGGCCCUGCCCUGCCCCUGGCAGGCGCUCAAAGAGGGCGACGGGGACAGGUCAAGGGCAGGGGAAAGCCUUUAGCGGCAUCUCCUCGGACCGGGAACAAAGCCGGAGCCAAAUCCAGGCCAGGAGCAUGGAGGCUUCGAGAUUUGCAGGGCAUGCCUGGGCCGCCGUGGCCACCUGUUCCCACUUUCUCAAAAUGGAGUGGAAGACAAUCACUGACUCAACAGGCUGGCAUUCUGGGGAUGUGCAGUGAACAGGUGAUCUCGCAAGCAGGCAGGACAGCCAUCUUUCCACCCUAGUUUUAAAAUAGCCCCUUUCCAAAACAGCUAUAGAAUGUGUAUUGUGUUUUUCUGAAGAGGAGCAGCACCCUCUCUUCUCCCUCCUGCUUGGCGGGCUGUAAAUCUUCCCUGUUGUCUCUCCAGCAUCUGAUGUGAUGCGGUGGUGUCCUUUGUUGGAAGAGUUGGCCAUGCACAUUGGUCGGAUUGGAGAGCAGAGGAUGCUGCUGUCGGCCAUCGAGAAACACUUUUCAGUUCCCCGCUCUCUGACUUAAUAUUUUCAGUCUCACUUCAGUGUCUGUCUGAAUGCCUCACUCCGUCUUAAUCGUAGCAAGUUCUUUGGGACGAGUUUCUUUCGAUUGUCUGCCAAUCACACCACUGAAUUUGUACCCGAUUUUAUUAAUGUUGAACUCAAAAGAAUGUGAUAUCAAAACACUAAAAAGUAGCUGCUGUCAAA